Messenger RNA from Sceloporus undulatus (fence lizard), 1081 nucleotides. Its product is annotated as lymphocyte antigen 6E-like. The record is from RefSeq and is a predicted model, not a curated record. Bases 182 to 562 code for a protein of 126 amino acids. NCBI's taxonomy places the organism in Eukaryota, Metazoa, Chordata, Lepidosauria, Squamata, Phrynosomatidae. Gene Ontology annotation, molecular function: acetylcholine receptor inhibitor activity. The transcript is spliced from 3 exons.
UUAAAUCCCCACCCCUCCCAGCUCCUCCUCUGCCACAUCAUUUUUUACAGCCCACAUCCAAGAGAAAGGCAGCUUUUGGAGCAGUUUCUGUCAUUCCCCCAGGAACAGCUCAGCCUGCCUGCCUUGCUUGCUUAUCUACUUGUCUUGGAUUGCAAAGGCAUACCUUUCUCCUUCAGGAAGGAUGAAGGCUUAUUUGGCAGCCCUGCUGGCAGCCCUGCUCUGCGUGGAGAGAGUGUCCUCCCUUAUGUGCUUCCACUGUGAAAAUGCGGAGUCUAACUGGGACUGCAUAAGCAUGAAGUCAUGCGAACCCAAUGAAAAAUACUGCAUAACAAAAUACUUCGGUGGAGGUGUCGGUGAAAAACACAAACAGUCCAUCAGCAAGGGAUGUGCUGCCAUGUGCCCCCAGGGAGGAGUCGAUCUGGGUUUGAUGGCUUUCUCUGUGAAAUGCUGUGAGACCAACUUGUGCAACACAAGCGGAGCAUUCAGUGUGAAGAGCAGCACCCUGAUGCUGGCUGUGGGCACCCUGGCCAGUUUAUUCUACAUGUUUGGAGCCAGGCUGUGAAUAAAGGAGGACACCGUCACUGGCUGAUGUAGUUUCCUUCCAGGAAAAUGAAGCCUUUCCCAUGCAAAGCUGUUUGUUCGGUGGAAUUCUCUGCAUGUUUCCAAGCACUGGGUACAACCCUCACUAACAAAUAAACUCUGUGGUCCUUUGUAUCUCUUGGUUUACUUCCACUAUGUCUGCAUUGGUGAGGAGCUCUUUCUGAAUCAAGGGUCAAACUAUCUUCCUUUUACCAAAACAUUACAGGAUGGUGCAUUUCCAACUUGUAUAUCAGUAGUUCCCAAACAUUGGCCCUCCAGAUGUUUGGGACUUGAACUGCCAGAAACCCCAGCCAGUUUGGCUAACUAUCAGGAAUCCUGGGAGGUGAAGUCCAAAACAUCUGGAGGACAACUGAUCUAGCCUAGGUUGACCAUAUUUCCUUGAGACAAAAAUGAGACCUUGGGAUGGCAAAUAUGGGACGGGGUUAUGUUAUAUUCCCUAUUCAUGAAAAAGAAAAACGACAAUAAAAGUUUUAUUACAUGA